Messenger RNA from Euleptes europaea (tarantolino), 1076 nucleotides. RefSeq names its product centromere protein U (gene CENPU). NCBI's taxonomy places the organism in Eukaryota, Metazoa, Chordata, Lepidosauria, Squamata, Sphaerodactylidae. Bases 7 to 1065 code for a protein of 352 amino acids. The transcript is spliced from 11 exons. The record is from RefSeq and is a predicted model, not a curated record. Gene Ontology annotation, cellular component: nucleus.
AAUAAGAUGUCAAAGAAAAAACCAAGACAAGAAUUGAGAAAGAAAUCAGGAGGAUGUACAACCAAAUUGCAAACUCGUGAUAAGCGGCUUACUUCUGAAGUGCCAGAUUUAUCAAGAAUUUUGAAAGUUCCUGGAAGUGAACUAGGAGAAGAAUGCGAUGAGACGUUUGAUCUACCCUUGCAUAGUACUGCUGUGUCAGUUUAUGAAGAUGAAGAAGUAGAAAAAGACCACUGUUCAGAACGUGAUGAGUCCAUCAGUAAUUUAUCCGACAACAGUGAACGUGAUGCUCCUGUGACCCUCAGUAGGGUAGAAAAAGGAGGUCAUGCACAGAAAAGCAAAAAUCAGCGUGCCAUAAAAUCAAGGCGCUUGAUAAGAGAAGAUUCUGAAUCAGAACUUGUGGAAGAGAAUAUGAUGCCUAGGAUGACUGUUAGAUCCCCUGUGCAGCAACAGGGGAAAUCUUCACCAGAGAUGGAGGCAGAAAACGUUGAUCCAGAUGAUGAUAUCACAGUAAAGAUUUGGCACCCCAACAGGCUUUCCAGGCGUGUCACAGAAUCAGAUGUUAUUCUAGAUGAGUUUGAGAAAAUAACAGCCCAGUACAAGCAGGGAGUGGAGAUGAAAAUAUGUAGGAAAGCUGUUGAUAGCUUUUAUAUUGGAUUCAGAGAUCAGCUCAUCAAUACUAGCAUAGGAGCUGAGGAAUUGAGGAAAACCAAGUUGAAAAGUGUAAAGAUGGUUGGAAAGCUAAAUAAGAAAAGGCUUCGUUUGAUAGAAGUUAAAGAAGAACUAAUUAAAACUGAACCACAGCUGAAGAAAUUGCGAAAAGAAUGCGCUGAACUAAAAGAGAAAAUCUCCUCUCUCAGAAAUGCAAGACAGUUACUAAAAAAUUUAAAGGACCUACAAGAUGAAUAUGUCUGCAACCAGAAGAAAAAUCCACAGGAAAAAGUAAUAUAUGGAGUUCACAGCCUUCCUGCCCUCCUGGUGGAAUCGCAGAGGAUCUUAGGAGCUGAAAAUCACUUUCGAAAUAUAAACUCAGAACUACAACAAAUGUUGGAUUCACAUAAUAAGUAGACAAAAACAAA